AUGUCGGCUGCCACUAUUUUAGAGUCAUUCGAGACCCUAUCUUUCUGGCAGACAUCCUUUGCUGAACGAUCCACAAAAAGUUUCCUUAAUACACCAGCACUCUUCUCACUCUUCCCUCUCUUCUCACUCUUCCCUCUCUUCUCACUCUUCUCACUCUUCCCUCUCUUCUCACUCUUCCCUCUCUUCUCUCUCUUCUCACUCUUCCCUCUCUUCUAUCUUCCUCUCUUCUCUCUUCUUCUCCUCUUCCCUCUUCUUCUCCUCUCUUCUCUCUUUUCUCUCUUCUCACUCUUCCCUCUCUUCUCCCCACUCUUCUCCUCUUUUCCUCUCUUCUCCUCUUCCUCUCUUCUCCUCUUCUCAUUUUCCCCUCUUCUCCUCCCUCUUCUCACUCUUCUCUCUUCCCUCUCUUCUCCUCUUCCCUCUCUUCUCCCUCUUCCUCUUCCCUCUCUUCUCCUCUUCCUCUCUUCUCUCUUCUCCUCUUCCCCUUCUUCCCUCUCUUCUGACUCUUCUCACUCUUCCCCUCUCUUCUCCUCUUCCCUCUCUUCUCUCUUCUCCCUCUUCCCUCUCUUCUCCUCUUCCCUCUCUUCUCCUCCCUCCUCUUCCCUCUCUUCUCCUCUUCCCCUCUCUUCUCCUCUUCUCCCUCUCUUCUCCCUUCUCCUCUUCCCUCUCUUCUCCUCUUCCCUCUCUUCUCACUCUUCCCUCUCUUCUCCUCUCCCUCUUCCCUCUCUUCUCCUCUUCUCACUUUUCCCUCUCUUCUCCCUCUUCCCUCUCUUCUCCUCUUCUCCUCUUCCCUCUCUUCUCUCUUCUCUCUCUUCUCCUCUUCUCCUCUCUUCUCCACCUUCCCUCUCUUCUCCUCUCUUCUCACUCUUCCUCUCUUCUCCUUCCCUCUUCUCCUCUUCUCCUCUUCCCCUCUCUUCUCCCACUUCCCCUCUCUUCCUCUCUUCUCACUCUUCCCUCUCUUCUCACUCUUCUCACUCUUCCCUCUCUUCUCACUCUUCCCUCUCUUCUCUCUCUUCUCACUCUUCCCUCUCUUCUCACUCUUCCCUCUCUUCUCACUCUUCUCACUCUUCCCUCUCUUCUCACUCUUCCCUCUCUUCUCUCUUCUCACUCUUCCCUCUCUUCUCACUCUUCUCACUCUUCCCUCUCUUCUCACUCUUCCCUCUCUUCUCACUCUUCUCCUCUUCUCCUCUUCUCCUCUUCCCUCUCUUCUCUCUUCUCUCUCUUCUCCUCUUCCCUCUCUUCUCUCUCUUCUCACUCUUCCCUCUCUUCUCCUCUUCCCUCUCUUCCCUCUCUUCUCCUCUUCCUCUCUUCUCACUCUUCCCUCUCUUCUCCUCUUCUCCUCUUCUCUCUCUUCUCCUCUUCCUCUCUUCUCCCUUUUCCUCUCUUCUCCCUCUUCUCACUCUUCCCUCUCUUCUCCUCUUCCCUCUUCUCACUUUCCCUCUCUUCUCCACUCUUCUCACUCUUCCCUCUCUUCUCCUCUUCCUCUCUUCUCCUCUUCUCACUUUUCCUUCUCUUCUCCUCUUCUCCUCUUCCCUCUCUUCUCCUCUUCCCUCUUCUCCUCUUCUCACUUUUCCCUCUCUUCUCUUUUCUCCUCUUCCCUCUCUUCUCACUUUUCCCUGUCUUCUCCUCUUCUCCCAAGAAAUUCCCUCUCUUCUCCUCUUCCCUCUUCUCACUCUUCCCUCUCUUCUCCUCUUCUCCUCUUCCCUCUUUCUCCCACUCUUCUCACUCUUCCUCUCUUCUCCUCUUCCCUCUUCUCCUCUUCCCUCUUUUCUCCUCUUCCCUCUCUUCUCACUCUUCUCACUCUUCCCUCUCUUCUCACUCUUCUCACUCUUCCCUCUCUUCUCACUCUUCCCUCUCUUCUCACUUUUCCCUCUCUUCCCUCUCUUCCCCCUCUUCUCACUCUUCUCAGAAUUUCUACUCAUUUUUAAGAUUUACAAUUUCUCCAAUUUUCUUCAAAUGCAUUUCUGUUUCAAGUGCACCAUAUUUUCUCCUGAUUAUUUCCUGAAAAUUUUCAUUUUUCUUUUCUUUGUGAUUCCUUCUUACAUUAGUCCGUUUUUCAGUUCCUAUCUUGAAUCCAAUUCCUCCCUGAAUCGUUUUCUUUUCAUUUUCUUUCCUAUUACGUGUUUGUUCCUUUCUGGGUUUUUUUUCUUCUUCUUUUCCUAUCUUUUUUUAAUUUUUAAUCUUUCUUUCCCCCCUCUAUUUACUCUCUGCUUCUUUUCGUCCGAUCAAUUUUUUUUCCCUUUACGCUUUUCUUUGUGUUCCCCCUUAAGGUUUAUCACUUCUUUUAUUUUAUUCCAUAAAUAUUCUUUAUUUGACAUAUUAAAUAUGAAAGAGCAAAACUCUUUUUUGCCUAAAGCGUCGAGAUAUAAAAGGUUCUAUUCUCCCAAAUUGCUUCUUCGGUAA
Molecule: messenger RNA, 2400 nt
Organism: Acanthosepion pharaonis
Lineage: Eukaryota; Metazoa; Mollusca; Cephalopoda; Sepiida; Sepiidae
Source: the annotation of a GenBank genome assembly